GAUGAUGAAGCGGCAUCAACGAACAAAACAGUUAUACAUUUGAGCCACACAAAAGCCCAACAAUUCACGAUAUGGUUGUCAAAUAAUGGAAGCUCCAGAAGACGUGUCCGUUCGGGAACAGCUUUUCCACGACCGAGUCAGAGAAACCAUAAUCUGUGUCUUGGUUUUCGUCUGUCUCUACAUCGUCUCCUACCUGGUCAUCACUCACUAUAAGAGGACCGCCGAGUUCACCUUAGAUGACAGCGAAGAUGCAACAGUCAACAAAAUUGCGCUUUGGCUUUGCACGUUCACGCUCUCUGUCUCUGUUGGCGCUGUUCUACUCUUACCUCUCUCCAUCUUGUCCAACGAGGUCCUGCUCUCCUUCCCACAAAGCUACUACAUGCAGUGGCUUAACGGAUCUCUGAUACACGAGCUGUGGAAUCUAGUCUUCCUCUUCUCCAACCUGUCCCUGGUCAUUCUCUUGCCCUUUGCCUACUUCUUCACUGAGUCUGAGGGCUUCGCUGGAUCCAAAAAGGGGGUGUUGGGCCGUCUGUAUGAGACUGCGGUGGUCCUCUUCCUUCUGACCCUGCUGGUAUUGGGCAUGGUGUGGGUGGCGUCGGCCAUACUUGAUGACAGCAUGGCCAGACAGAGCCUCUACGAUCUGUGGGAGUAUUAUCUGCCCUAUCUUUACUCCUGCAUCUCCUUGUUAGGAGUCCUGCUGUUGUUAUUAUGCACUCCUUUAGGGCUGUCACGCAUGUUCAGUGUCACAGGAAGCCUACUUGUCAAACCCAGGCUGCUGGAGGAUCUUGAUGAGACAUUGAGUUGUGUUCACUUUGAAGAAGCCUCUUUAUCCAGGAAACUCAAUAGUGGGACCUCAUGUUGGAUUAAUUUAAAUGCAGAGGUUCUGAGAAACCAGUUUGUCAACAUUCAGGCCCGGCGGAUUGUUUUGGAGAUGCGGAAGAAAGCUUCACCUUGGCAACGUAACCUAGGAUACCCACUGGCCAUGCUGUUGCUGCUGGCUCUGACGGUGGUGUGUGUGCUCAUAGUGUGCUACCAUGUGGUGGAGUUGCUGUUUGAUGAUUCGGCUAUGCCUCGAGGGAUGCAGGACCCUCUACUGGGCGCUGCCUCGUUCUCCAUGUUUGGUUCAUUGGGAGCUGCGGUACAGGUGGUUCUCAUCCUGUACCUCAUGAUUUCCUCAGUUGUGGGUUUCUACAGCUCCCCACUUUUCGUUGGAUUACGACCACAUGCGCAGGACACUACACUGACACAGAUUAUUGGGAACUGUGUGUCUCUGUUGGUGCUCAGCUCAGCCCUGCCUGUGUUCUCUAGGAGUCUGGGCAUCACCCGGUUUGAUCUGCUGGGAGACUUUGGUCGGUAUAACUGGCUGGGAAACUUCCACAUUGUCUUCCUGUAUAACAUACUGUUUGCUGGGUUGACCUCCGCAUGUCUGAUCAACACUCUCACCUGGACAGUACAGAAGGAACUCAUCAGAGCAUUUGGGUUGCAUAAACUGCCAUUGACCGUGUCCCGCUCCACUAUACCACUCAGGCUCCUAUUGGCUAAUGAGCAAUCCAAGAUCCAGUGACAAUUGAACAAUCCAGUGACCUGGGUUUACCAAAGUGAGCUUACCAAAGAACAUCCCACAAACACUUGGUUGUAAUAAACAGUCUUUGAAACCGAGAAGGGGAUUUACCGGUUUGCUGAUGGACGACUGGUGAUCCUGUCAGCACUGGGAUGAGAAGACUCUUCUGAUGGGGAAUGAACUUGGAACCUCAAAAAUGAUAAUGCUCAGAGUAUAGAUAUAGGUCAGGUACCGAAAUGCACCAAGGUGAGAACAGAUGCAGUUUCUGUAAAAUGGAUGUCAGGUUGGGAGAAUUUUUUUCAACUGGUUUGUUCAAAGAGUUAUUCAUAUUUUUUCAGAGAACAUUGACAUUGGUGUUGUGGUUAUACAUUUUCUGUGAAAAUCAAUACUAUCACAGAAAAGUUAAAGACCACUAACGCUAGCGACUUCUUCCCUCACUGACAGCAGUGCUCGGCAAGCUGGAUUAAAACACUGUGCCCAGGUGUUACUGCUAAUGAUGUCAAGUUGAUUACCAAUAGUGAAAAUGUUUUCUCUGGCUGCCAUCCUAUUUAAAAUAAGUAUGUCUUAGGAGGGAAAACUGUGGACAUGCAUAUUAUCUACCACCAGUGACAGUCAUACCGCUGCCCUGAGGAAGCAAAGAAUUAUGUACAGGACUUUCUCAUCCUUACACGUUCUCCACAUUUUGUUGUGUUAUAGACUUGAUUGAAUAUAUGUUUUCAAUCUACACACAAUUCCACAUAAUGACUAAGCAAAACCAUGUUUUUAGGAAUUUGUGCCAAUGUAUUGAAAAUGAAAAAAUGAAAAAUACGAAUGUAUUCAGACACUUUGUCAUGACACUCCAAAUUUAGCUCAGAUGCAUCCUGUGCCAUUUGAUCAUCCUUGAGAUGUCUCUAGAACUUUAACUGAUUGGAUUUUAGUUAGAAAAGCUCCUGUCUAUAAAAGGUCCCGCAUUUCACACUGCAUUUCAGAGCUGAAACCAAGCUAUGAAGUCCAAGGAACUCCGUAGACCUUAAAAAUGAAAUUGUGUUGAGUAAUGGAUUUGGAUUAAAAAAAAGAUACAAUAGCAUUAAAAGUUCCCAGGAGCACAGUGGGUUUCAUCAUUGAGUCUGUGGAACAAGUUUGGAACCAUCAGGUCUGUUUCAAGAACCAGCCAUUUGGCCAAACUAAGUAACCAAAGCAAAAAGGUCAUUGGUCAGGCAGGUAACCAAGAACUGAAUGGUCUCGCUGACAAAACUUCAGAAUUCUUCUGUCUGCAGAGAUGGAACUUACACUAAAUUGCCAAAUGUGGACACUCCUAGUGAUUAUUGAGUUCAGGUCUUUCAGCCACACCUAUUGCUCACCUGUGGGUCUUGCUGUAGAGCUCAGUCACUUUAAACAUGGCAAUGUUAUACAGUAGGAUGCCACAUUUUCAACAAGAGAGUUUGUGAAAUUUCUGCCCUCAUAGAUCUGCCCUGAUCUGUAUGUGCUAUAAUUGUGAAGUGGAAUCAUCUAGGAGCAACAACAGGCCAGCCACGAUGUGGUACAGUAGACCAUGCAAACUCUCAGAACAGGGCCGCUGAGGGCUGAAGCAUGUAGCACGUGAAAGUCGCUUAUCGUCUGUUGCAUCACUCCCGAUACAGUCCCAACUGCCUCUGGAAGAAACAUCAGCACAAGAACUGUGCCUGGAGCUUCAUGAAAUGGGUUUCCAUGACCAAGCAGCUAUAUGCAAGCCUCACAUCAACAUGCGCAGUGCCAUGCGUCAGCUGGAGGGGUGUCAAACAUGCCGCCAUUGGAAUCGGGUGCAGUGGAAACAUGUUCUCUGGAGUGAUUAAUAAAGUUUCCCUUUCUGGCAGUCUGAUGGGUGAAGCUGGGUGUGACAGAUGCCAGGAGAAUGCUACCUGCUGGAAUGCAUAGUGCCUACAGUAAAGUUUGGUGGAGGAGGGAUAAAGGUCUGGGGCUGUGUUGCCGGGUUUGGGCUUGUUGGCCUUAGUUCCAGUGAAGGGUCAUCUUCACCCCCCGUCUCAGUUCCAUGGUGUUACGCUGCUAUAUUAUUGUGCU
Molecule: messenger RNA, 3598 nt
Organism: Esox lucius (northern pike)
Lineage: Eukaryota; Metazoa; Chordata; Actinopteri; Esociformes; Esocidae
Product: limb region 1 homolog-like protein
Exons: 16
Coding region: 86-1564 (492 amino acids)
Biological process (GO): signal transduction; receptor-mediated endocytosis
Molecular function (GO): transmembrane signaling receptor activity
Source: RefSeq, a predicted model, not a curated record